This is a messenger RNA of Cyphellophora attinorum, 1206 nucleotides long. RefSeq names its product putative tocopherol O-methyltransferase, chloroplastic. The record is from RefSeq and is a predicted model, not a curated record. NCBI's taxonomy places the organism in Eukaryota, Fungi, Ascomycota, Eurotiomycetes, Chaetothyriales, Cyphellophoraceae. Bases 1 to 1206 code for a protein of 401 amino acids. The transcript has 2 exons.
AUGACUACUGAUGGCGAACUUGCGUCAAGCCAUCCAGGGGAUGAGCACGAGACUCCUGAGUUGUACGGCAUCCCAUUUUAUUGCGUUCAGGCCCAUACCUCGGCUCUCACCACUCUCAAGGCCCGUAUAGCUCAGCACUAUGACCUGGCAUCCACAUACUACUACAGCUUAUGGGGACAGCAUAUUCACCAUGGUCUCUUCACCAACGGGGCGACCACCAAAGAGGCCGCUCAGGGCAACCUGAUCGAUUUUAUGCUCGAGUUUUCGGAGUUCCCAAAAUCUGGAGCAACAGUUCUUGAUGUCGGUUGUGGUCUUGGAGGCACGUGUCGAUAUCUCGCGCAGCGAAGGGGCUCAACAGUGACCGGAAUCACUAUAUCCGAGCAACAGAUCGGGCUGGCGAGGAAGAUCACCGGUCAAGAUGCGGCAGCUGAAGAGCCUCAAUCAAGCAACGGAGAUUUCACCAGCAAGGGAUCUACCAUGAAUGGAAGCAUUGAUGAAACCCCUGCUCCAGUAUCACAGGAUGCCCUCGCCUCGACGCCGUUUCUGCACUAUGGCUCAGAGGGAGGCCAAGUCCGCUUCCUCCACCUCGACGCCGAGCAGAUGAGCAAACACCUACCUCCAGCAACCUAUACACACGUCUGGGUCACAGAAGCACUCUCCCACAUCCCCAACAAAGCGUUAUUCUUCAAAUCAGCAUUCGACCUCCUCAAGCCCGCAACUUCUGCCCAACCCAGCCGUCUGAUCAUCGCAGACUGGUUCCGCGGACCGCCUGAGUCCUUCACCUUAGCCGAUGACGCAGCAGCAUCCUCAUUGACGCCAGCACAACUCUCCACAGUCGCUCAAAUCGAAGACGGCAUGCUCCUCCCCGAACUCCCCUCGGUGCAAUCCUACAUCGCCCACGCCCUCGCUGCAGGAUUUACUCUCAUGCGAGCCCCUCCACCCUCGACCCAUUUGACAUCGUUUACCUCUACGGACAACUAUACCGCCACGUUGCAGAACCCAAUCGACAUCUCCCCACACGUGGCCGCCACAUGGGACAUCAGCUGGUCGUUAGUCUCCUCGCCAUCGCUGUGGGCGUAUGCGAUCAGUCAGGGACGCGAUGGGCUCAGCUUCCUGCAGAGUUUCCGCGCGAUGAGGAGAGGGUAUAAGGAGGGAUCGUUGAGGUACGGUGUUGUGGUCUUUGAGAAGCCUGUUGCGGAAGCCUAG